Anneissia japonica is the source of this 525-nucleotide messenger RNA. RefSeq lists its product as uncharacterized. NCBI's taxonomy places the organism in Eukaryota, Metazoa, Echinodermata, Crinoidea, Comatulida, Comatulidae. The record is from RefSeq and is a predicted model, not a curated record. The transcript has 6 exons. The coding region runs from base 58 to 525 and encodes 155 amino acids.
CAAAUGUACUGUAUUAUAACCUUAUGACAGACGUGUGCAAACGACAUUGAUUACUGCAUGAUUACAGUGAUGUAUUUAAUAGGGCUGAUUUUUAUUAUGUGCUCAGAAGCUUAUUAUUAUACUGAAGUGUAUAAAGCAACCUCGCCCGGGUCGACAAUAGCUCAAUCGACUGGGUUAUCAUCAAUAUUGCUGACAUUAGAUGAACUUGAUACAACAGCACCAUCAACAACUCAACUAUCAACUUUGUCCUCAAUAACAUCGGUAACGACGGAACCUAAAAAAACAGCGCCAUCAUUAUCAACAUCUGCUCAAUCCACAACUUUUUCAUCAACGACAUUGGUGACGACAGAAGAACCUACAGCAGCGCUAACAUCAACAUCAUUAACUACUCAAUCAACAACUGUGUCGUUAUCAACGACAUUAGAGACGACACGUGAAGCCACAACAGCAGCGCCAUCAUCAACAGCCCCGUCAACAACUAUGUCAGCAACAACACUGAUGACGACAGAAGGUGAGGUGCUUUAA